AUGCUGUCAUCGUCAAAUUCAAUUCGCCUCCGACAACCUUCUGCCUCUUACAACUGUACCAUGACCAUGCAAAGGGAAAUAGAACGGCAGGUACGGGGCACACGCAAGCGCUUCCUCCUUUUCGACAGGGCGGCUUCGCGUCCGGCACAUCCCGUCACGUUGCCCUUCAUUCAUGAUUCCCGCUAUACCUCUAAACGCCUUCCGUUCUGGCAGAGCACUAUUCGUAUGAUGUGUCUAGUUGUUUUCCCACUGGCGUACUUAGGAGUCACGCUGUCGACGCUGCGAUUGCCAUCAUGGCAACGAGGCGGCAGGUGGGGCAUGGGGAAAGGGAGCGAUUUUAUUCCCCUUCUCGACGCCGUGCCUUCCCCUGAAGGACUGCAGGGUUCUGCGAUCAAGGGCAUUGGCAUCGUGGCUGCGUGCCGGAACAGGCAAGAGUUGUUGAAAGCUGUUUUGCCAAGUUGGCUUACAAUUUCGGGAAUUGCUGAAAUUGUGCUGGUGGACUGGUCAUCGUCUCCACCCUUGGCAGAGAGUAUUGAGGCAUGGGCAGAUGAUAAGAGACUCAAGACUAUCAGGGUAACUGGAGAACCAAAGUGGGUUCUCACGAGGGCGUACAAUCUGGCUGUGGCGGUCGCGAAGUCCGAAUGGAUUAUCCGCCUGGACUGCGAUUAUCGAAUUGAGAACGCCUUUCUCAACGCGCACUUUGGGAACACGGCAAAUACGAGCGUUUAUUACAAUCCUGCAACGAGAAGAUUUUGGAGCGGACAUUGGCAGAAUGCCCGCAAUGAUAAUGAGAUUCAUCUGAAUGGGGCUUUAUUGGUGCGAAGAGGGGAUUUCCUGGAGGUUGGAGGGUACGACGAGAGAAUCCAAACAUAUGGUUGGGACGAUGAGAAUCUGUUCAACAGGCUUGAGGGAGUCGGGCUGAAGCGUUACAAGCUAGACUAUAACCAGCUUGCACACACCUCCCAUGGAGACGCGUUAAGAAGGCAAAACGGAAUAUUGCUGCCAGAAGUGAGUAUAGAUUAUAACUCGUUACUGCUAGAACGAUUACCACAGUGGCAUGGGGCGGCGACAAGGGUGGUUGAGUUGGCUGGCAUGGCUCCUGGUCGGCAAAACACACUCCAGGUAUCGCGAUAUGAACGCAUGUCAACUGGCAAGGGCUCACGAGUAUAUUUGAAGCUCAAAGCAGUUUCGCACCCUCCUUCAGCUGCGGACCUGGUGCUUUCACAUGAAAAGUCAUUUGCAUUGAACUUAGCGCUUGGUCGUCGAUUACACGAUUCCUACGGUCUCUGUUGGGACCUGAUGACGCGAAUGGGGGCGGCACAACGCGAAAUAUUGCUACGAAACCUGAUGAAACUACGGCCAGAAGCGAAGCAGGCCGACGAAUUGCCGCGCAUCAUAGUGGUGCAUGUAAUGCACGGACUUGGUAACCGGUUGCGAGCGCUAGGCUCUGCGCUAGCAUUCGCGCGGAAGACGGGGCGAGCGCCUGUCGUAGUGUGGGAAGCGGACCGGCAUUGCGACGCGCGAUUCGAAGACUUGUUUGAGACCAGGCUGACGAAUGGAGAGCAGCUAGUGGUCGUGGACGGGAUAGGUGUGUCGUGGCCGUUGCGGUCUGCCUCCAAAUACGAUGCGAUGUGGUUGCGGUGGGCAAACUACAACUACAUGCAAAUGGAGGGCGGCGGGGCAGAAAAGGACGAGGUGAUUGAAGGAAGCACGACUCGGAACAUCUACUUCAAGGCAGCGUACGUGAUGAAAGUACGGCCAGGAGGGCUGACUGGAUGGGACUCGGCCAACCGGGAGCUGCGGCUACUCCGAGCCGUAGAGCCGGUGCGGGCAUUGGUGGGUGAAGUGAGACAAAAGCUGGAACAGUCGAUCGGGGUGCAUGUGCGGCACCUCGAUACGGGGCGGGACAUUGCGCGGGUUAACGCGCGGACCGAAUACGGAGCCGACGACCAGAUGUUGAUCGACUACUGGCGGGAAGCCAGCGGGCCCGCGGCAUUCGUGGGUGGAGUGAAGGAGGCGCUGAGCGAGUUUGCGAGCAAACGGGAGACGGUGUCGAUGGUGUUUGUGGCGGCGGACAGCGUGGAAUGGGCGGAGGCGCUGGCCGAGCUGUUGCCGGGAGCGACGUGGGGGCUGGGGCGAGAAGCAGACGAGCGGCUGGGUUGCGCGGGGACAGGUGGAGGGGACGGACGGUCGGUAGGGUGCCUGCGAAGGGCGGUGGCGGACGUGCUUUGUCUGGCGGGGACGAGGAUGGUGCUGGGAUCGAUGUGGAGCAGCUUCUCCGAGGCGGCGGGGCGUCUUGGGGGCGGGGAGCUGCGGCUGGCGGGGGGUCAGCAUGCCGACUCGUACAGUGUGUGUUCCGGCCGUACAGACAGCACCCACAUGGACUUGAAAAGCCCAGAUAAUUGCCGAUUCAUCACUCACAGUUUCUCCCCUCCUGCGAUGCUCCUUUUUAAAUGCCCCCAUUCAAAUCUUCCCUUCCGCCUGCCCCCAGCUCCCAUUUCUUGUCCCCCCCCUCCCCCACCCAUCUUCUUGCGCUCCACGCCUCCCUUCCGCGAUGGCACAGUCCGAGGCCGUGCGUGUCGUCGUGCAAGCGCGCCCGCUUCUCCCCUUCGAGACAGCGCACGGCGCCGCAGAUACCUUGAGCCUGACGUCCACGCCGCCCGCCGUACACGUCUCGCGCCCGCUCUCGCCGGACCUCGUCUUCUCUUCGUUCGACGCCGUCUAUGCGUCGCUCCCCAACGCACCGCCAGAUGUCCUAUACACCCGCCACGUCGCCCCCCUCGUCACCGGGCUGUUCGGAGGCGUCAACGCCACGGUCUUUGCGUACGGACAGACAGUCGGCUUCGUCGAGAUCUACCGCGAGCGCAUCCGUGA
This is a messenger RNA of Chondrus crispus (carragheen), 2874 nucleotides long. RefSeq lists its product as hypothetical. The coding region runs from base 1 to 2874 and encodes 957 amino acids. The transcript has 4 exons. The record is from RefSeq and is a predicted model, not a curated record. NCBI's taxonomy places the organism in Eukaryota, Rhodophyta, Florideophyceae, Gigartinales, Gigartinaceae.